Messenger RNA from Aspergillus melleus, 1287 nucleotides. RefSeq names its product putative lipase. Bases 1 to 1287 code for a protein of 428 amino acids. The transcript has a single exon. The record is from RefSeq and is a predicted model, not a curated record. Gene Ontology annotation, molecular function: triacylglycerol lipase activity. Gene Ontology annotation, biological process: lipid catabolic process. NCBI's taxonomy places the organism in Eukaryota, Fungi, Ascomycota, Eurotiomycetes, Eurotiales, Aspergillaceae.
AUGUGGCACUUCGGACUUUUCCCUUUGACUCUGGUACUUGGGCUUCUUGCACGUGCAGAAGCCCAAGGUGCCCCCGAACUCCCAUCAAAUGAUGAAUUUUAUAAACCCCCUUCAGGCUGGGCCGAGAAGGAACUUGGCGAUAUCCUCGCUCGCCGCCCGGUAUCCAUCGUAUCCGAGCACAUCCCUGACUACGAAGCCUGGCAGCUGCUCUACGUUACCCAGGACCUCUACGAACAAAAGACCACGUCUGUUACUACCAUCAUAGUCCCGCAAGGAGCCAACACGAGCCGCAUUCUGUCCUACCAGAUUGCCUACGAUUCACCGGAUGUCAACUGCUCCCCUUCUUAUGGACUGCAGCCCGGCGCUAAUGAGGCUGCGAUUCCGUUCACUCAGGGCCAAAUGAAUUACAUAGCCGAGAUCCUGAGGGAUGACGCCCCGCCGGUUCUAAACAUCCCCGACUAUGAAGGAUCUAAUGCCGCGUUCACUGUGGGGCCCCAGAGCGCCUAUCAGACCUUAGACUCGAUCCGUGCUGCGACCCGAUCCGGAGAGACUACAGGGAUUGAUGAGGGUGCGGAGAUCGUCUUGUUUGGCUACUCUGGGGGCGCCUACGCCUCCGAAUGGGCAGUUGAACUUCAUGGUGACUGCUGCGCGGAAGAUGUUAAUAUCAUCGGCGCUGCGAUCGGUGGGCCUCCGACGAAUAUUAUCAAGACCUACCGAAAUGUUAAUGUCUUUGUUUAUCCACCGUUGAAUGUUUGGGCUAUGCUGGGUGUGAUGAAUGCAAUCCCCGAGAUUAACGAUUUCAUGGAGGGAGACCUAAAACCCGAACACAAACGCAAGUUCCUUCAGCGCCGCGAGCGCUGUAGCGAACCCGACGAGCCAUUCGAGGAAAUAUUACCUUUUUCCAAUAUCAGCAACUGGUUCGUACAGGGAGACUAUUUCUUGACCAAGUUCGAACCCGAACUUACGGAGAUUGGCGUCUUGGGUAACCACAUCUCGGAAGAAAAUCCCCCAACCUUCCCCCUCUACAUUUUUCAGGGCGGGCUGGACGCAGUCACGAUGCCCCUUAAUGACACCGUAGCGCUGAAGGCGAAGUUCUGCGAUGCAGGAACCCCGGUGUUUAUGAAGGUAUACACGUUGCGAGACCACCUUGGUGCCGCCGACGUCGGUUCCCCACCUGCCAUGGAGUGGAUUAGAGCGGUUUUCAAUGGCGAGGAGAUCGAGACAAACUGUGCCGGGUCCUUCGCGGAAGAUUCUGCCGCGGAUGUUCUUGGGGGGGUUGCUCAGUGA